This is a messenger RNA of Talaromyces amestolkiae, 1662 nucleotides long. RefSeq lists its product as uncharacterized. The record is from RefSeq and is a predicted model, not a curated record. Bases 1 to 1662 code for a protein of 553 amino acids. Gene Ontology annotation, cellular component: membrane. NCBI's taxonomy places the organism in Eukaryota, Fungi, Ascomycota, Eurotiomycetes, Eurotiales, Trichocomaceae. Gene Ontology annotation, molecular function: carbohydrate:proton symporter activity. Gene Ontology annotation, biological process: transmembrane transport; carbohydrate transport. The transcript has 7 exons.
AUGAGUGACAAAAUAAGCUCAUGGAACGUCGUGCACCGCUUCGAGAAGCGCCAGCUUCUCAUCGCCAUCAACUGCGCCGCAGCCCUAUCGAUCCUCAUGUUCGGCUACGAUCAAGGCCUAAUGGGCGGUGUCAACAACUCCAAGAACUACAUUGAUCUCAUGAAGUUUGGUUACACAAAAGACGUCGAUGGUUCACCUACCCCCGUCAUUACCAAUAGUCUGCUUCAGGGAGGUAUCGUCUCGGUGUAUUAUCUGGGCACACUAUUUGGUGCGUUCUUGGGAGGAUGGGUUGGUGAUCAUAUUGGAAGGAUUAGGUCAAUUGCGCUGGGAACGCUUUGGGGCAUUGUAGGUGCUUGUUUGCAGACUUCUGCACAGAAUCACAAUUGGAUGAUUUGUGCUCGUGCGGUUAAUGGAAUUGGAACGGGUAUUCUCAACGCUAUCAUCCCAGUGUGGGCGACAGAAACAAGUGAGCACACUUCUCGCGGACAGUUCAUUGCAAUUGAGUUCACCUUGAACAUCUUCGGCGUGGUUAUUGCUUACUGGAUGGAGUUCGGUCUCUCGUUCAUCGACGGCGGCAAAUCAGCUUUCCGAUGGCGUUUUCCUGUAGCCUUCCAAAUCAUCUUUCUCCUCGUACUAUUCAGUAUGAUUUGGUUCUUCCCCGAAUCACCACGAUGGCUAGUCAAAGUCGGCCGGGAAGACGAAGCUCGCUACAUCCUCGGUCGUUUGCGUGGCAAUACUACGCCCGAAGAACGCGCAAGAGCAGAUCUAGAGUUUCGCGAAAUUUCACAUAUCGCUGAACUGGAAAAGUCGAUGACGCAUGAUCAUUCGUAUCUGGCGAUGUUGUUUGGAUACAAGUCUGGGAAAUUGCAUCUGGGGAGAAGGGUGCAGUUGGUUAUAUGGUUGCAGAUUAUGCAGGAAUGGACUGGUAUUGCAGGUGUCACUGUUUAUGCGCCAACUAUUUUUUCGAUUGCUGGUUACAACGCCGAGAAGAGUCAAUGGAUCAGUGGUCUAAACAACAUCUUUUAUAUGUUCAGUACCCUGAUCUGUGUAUUCACGUUGGACCGUAUUGGCCGAAGAUGGACGCUUUACUGGGGCUCAAUUGCACAAGCCAUCGCCAUGUUUCUCGCAGGCGGACUAUCGAGACUCGCCAUCAAUGCCGCAGACGCAGGAGAUGCAUCCAAAGCUUCUUCAUACGGAGCUGGUGCAGCGUCCAUGAUUUUCAUCUACACUGCUGCCUUUGGUGCUACUUGGUUGACAGUGCCUUGGCUCUAUCCUGCCGAGAUCUUCCCGCUUGCAGUUCGUGCUCGUGGUAAUGCGUGGGGUGUAGUCGGGUGGAGUAUCGGAAAUGGCUGGUUGAUGCUUGUCUGCCCCGUCAUGUUCAAUUCCAUCGGCGAAAAGACGCUCUACAUAUUUGCUGCCUGCAACAUAAUCACUAUUCCCAUGGUUUGGGCUUUGUAUCCCGAGAGUAAUCAGCGCACGUUGGAAGACAUGGAUUUGCUAUUUGCUGCUGAUACGCCGUGGAAUUGGGAUGCUGAAGAAACUUUUGCUCGUCUCAAGGAGGAGAAUGGUGACUUCGUACAGGCACCUGACCGUAAGGCGAGUUUGAUGGAUCCGGAAUCGGCAAAGACGGCGCAUGAAGAGGUUUCUACAACAGAGUCAUGA